CACUAAAAUUUCCUGACCCAGUCCAACACCAAACCUCCAUACCCCGCCCAACCUUUUAACCCCUAUUCCCUUUUCUUCCACAACAACAAACAGUAACAAUAGCAUACAACCAUAUCCAACGGCUUUAACAAUAACAACAUCGGCAAUAUCGAUGUCGAACAACACUCAAACCACCGGAUGAUGGAAAAUCCGGUGGUUUUUCCACCUCUCCCCUCGUCAGUCCUCUCUCCUCAUCCAUAAUUCCAGCCUGUCUCCAUCAACAUCACCUCAAUUCUUUCUGAAAAGGAAGGAAUAUAGAGGUUUAACGGUUUUUGGGAGUAUUUUUUCUUUGAUUCUGUGGACCAAUAAUUGUUCACAUUGAAGAAUCGAAAUUGUCAAAAUCAAAUCUCAACCAAGUCUAAAUCUUUCAAAUCCCUCUGAAAAAGGUGAUUUUUGUUUUUCUUCAUCACUACUUUGAAAGCCGUCACUUUUCAAAAUUCAAAUUUUGAAUCUUCUAAAAAGGCUUCUACAAGAAGCUAUUACCCAUCCAAUUUCGCCUAUAAAAAAGGGGGUCUUUUCCACCUCUUAAUAAGGUUAAGUGGUAGAGAAAUUAGGGAAUCCUUAAGUUUCAUCACAUGUUCUUAUUCACUGCUUUCUCUAUUUUCUUUGUUAUAUUCUCCUUUGUUCCGAUUCGCUCUCACCGCUGUCGUUGUUUUCUUUCAUCGGUCGAGUUCGUAGUCGAAGAUAGUGGCGGAAUCGCUAUUCGACUCGUCUUCUCAGUUCGCUGUUUCGGAGAAGAGAAUCGUUCAAAGCACCAAAACGAUUCCGUUACAAUGAACAAAUUGAAGGAAGUUGCCACUUCUAGAUUGAAGAAGUCAACAGGUUCAAAAGCGACAGCUAAAAAGAUGUUUGAUGCUUCUGGUCGACCGCGUCUUCCGAAGGUCCUAAGGAGCAACACACCGAUGGUUAGUCUGAGCGCGUCAUUCAGACUUUUGGAGGAUAUAUUGAGAGCUCGUGUUAUUGACUUCAUACUCUUUUAGUUUCUUGAUGGUUAAUUUUGUGUUGCAGUAAACUACAACAGGUACUCCUAUGGUGUAUUGUACUAGAAGUUUAAGUUCUAUCUUUAUUUUUGAUUAGUG
Molecule: messenger RNA, 1118 nt
Organism: Capsicum annuum
Lineage: Eukaryota; Viridiplantae; Streptophyta; Magnoliopsida; Solanales; Solanaceae
Exons: 3
Coding region: 615-1019 (134 amino acids)
Source: RefSeq, a predicted model, not a curated record